Molecule: messenger RNA, 2226 nt
Organism: Hibiscus syriacus
Lineage: Eukaryota; Viridiplantae; Streptophyta; Magnoliopsida; Malvales; Malvaceae
Product: U-box domain-containing protein 19-like
Exons: 1
Coding region: 51-2081 (676 amino acids)
Biological process (GO): protein ubiquitination
Cellular component (GO): cytoplasm; nucleus
Molecular function (GO): protein binding; ubiquitin-protein transferase activity
Source: RefSeq, a predicted model, not a curated record
GUUUGUGCAUCCUCUGCUUUUCCUUUUAACUACCGUUUUAGUUAUACUCGAUGAUACAAAAAAAAUCUGAUCAAAUUGACCGCCGGAUGUUUUCGUUUCCGGCUGUUCAUCCUUGCGAAUCAGUUUCUCCGGGGACCCUUCUCCGCUCAUUAAUUAUUCUUUCUCAGAAUAUCAGUAAUUACCAGUCAAAAUCCUUUUCUACUCAAAGAAGAAAUGCACGGGAAGCGAUUCGACAAAUUGGGAUACUCCUCGUGUUUCUCGAGGAGAUUCACGAUCGCGGUUUAGUUGUUUCCGAGUCGGCUGUGCUUUGCUUCUCUGAGCUUCAUCUUACUUUCCAGAAAAUUAACUUCUUGUUGGAGGAUUGCUGUCGAGAAGGAGCCAGCCUAUGGAUUUUAAUGAAGUCGGAGAUGGUGGCCACUCAAUUUCGAGUGCUAAUUAGAACUGUUGCUACAGCGCUAGAUGUUUUGCCAUUGGAUUCGAUUGAUGUUUGUGCCGAAGUGAAGGAAUUGGUGGAGUUGGUAGCGAAGCAGGCACGGAAGGCGAAAAUCGAGAUCGAUCCUCAUGGUGAAAGAGCCACGAGACGAGUUCUUUCCUUUUUGGAUCGGUUCGAGAAGGGAAUCGAACCCGAGUUUCAAAUUUUAAAACGGGUUCUUGAUUAUCUUGAGAUCAGAACCUGGAGCGAUUGCAACAAGGAAGUCAAAUUCUUGGAAGAACAAUGCGUUGAAGGUGAGGAAAGAGAAGUACCAUUUCUAAGUAGUUUGCUGGGGUUCAUGUGUUAUUGCCGGGGAUGGAUGUUCGAUACAUUGGAUGGUCAAAAUGCCGAUCAAACUGACGUACAAUGCAACAUGGAGAUUCUUAGUUGCUUGAACCCCGAAGAUUUUCGCUGCCCGAUAUCGCUGGAACUAAUGAUCGAUCCGGUCACUGUCUCCACUGGACAAACAUACGAUCGGUCUUCCAUACAAAAAUGGUUGAAAGCAGGGCAUACCAUUUGUCCGAAAACAGGGGAGAAACUAGCGAGCACCGAAUUGGUCCCGAACACAAAUCUCCGCAAGCUAAUCCAUCAGUUUUGUGCUGAUAAUGGGGUAUCUCUCGCCAAAAAAGGAAAGAAAAACAGCGACAUAUCGACGACAAUCGUUCCCGGGAGUCCGGCGGCCGCGGAGGCAUUGAGGUUUCUGUCAAAACUCCUAGUGAGAAAGCUGAUUUUUGGACCCAGUGAGCAGAAAAACAAGGCCGCUUACGAGAUUCGUCUGCUUGCGAAAUCGAACAUUUAUAACAGGUCUUGCUUGAUUGAAGCUGGCACGAUCCCGCCUCUUUUGAACCUUUUGUAUUCUUUCAAUAAGUCCAUACAAGAGAAUGCAGUUGCAGCUUUGUUGAAGCUUUCAAAGCAUGCCAGUGGGAAGAAAGUGAUAGUUGAAAGUGGGGGAUUGAGGUCGAUUCUUGCAGUUCUGAAGAUGGGAAUGAGUUUGGAAGCCAGGCAAAUAGCUGCUGCAACAAUAUUUUACCUUUCUUCAGUGAAAGGGUAUAGGAAAUUGAUUGGGGAAAUGGAUGAGGCAAUCCCAGCACUUGUGGAUCUCAUCAAGGAAGGUACGCCUUGUGGGAGAAAAAACGCAGUGGUAGCUCUGUUUGGACUCAUUUUAUAUCCUGGAAACCGUCGAAGGGUCAUCGAUGCCGGAACCAUCCCAUUGCUCCUGGAUAUCCUUGCUUCAUCAGACAAGCACGAGCUCAUUACAGAUUCAGUAGCGCUUCUCGCGAGCUUGGCAGAGAGUUUCGCGAUUCUCCGGGCUUCAUCUUUGCCUCUAAUAACAAGGAUUUUGCAAUCUUCAACAUCUCAAGCGGCAAAGGAGCAUUGUGUUUCCAUCUUACUGUGUUGCUGUAACAGUGAUGAUGACGAGGCCAUCGCUGUAUUGGCUAAGGAUCCUUUGGUUAUGAACUCCCUGUACUCGCUCACGACAGAUGGCACAACUAAGGCGAGCAAGAAAGCUCGCUCACUGAUCAAGAUUCUUCACAAGUUCCAUGAAACAAGCUCAUCUAGACAAGGGUGUCAAGCAUUUACACAUGAACAGUCAGUUCAUGUUUGGUAACAGUGAUCAAGGAUUGUUUUCGUUUUGUACUUGUAAAUAUAUACUUACAGUCGUUAUGAUUUGAAUUUCGAGACAUUAGCUCAGUUUUUGCAGGAGCUAAUGACUACAUCUCUAUCAUUAUCGCAGUUACUUUUACUAUGAAGUG